AUGGUGCCUGCCUUCCUGAUUCUUUUUGGGGCCUUUGAGACACUGCAAACAGACUUAUUUCCUGACAAAAAGUUUUUACUUCUCCCCCCCAUGAAUUUUACCAUCCAAGUUACUGGUUUAGCUCAAGUUCUUUUACAUUGGGAACCAAAUCCUGAUCAAGAUCAGAAGAAUAUCAAUCUGAAAUAUCAUGUGAAAAUAAAUGCCUCACAAGAAGAGGACUAUGAAACUAGGAACACCCAAAGCAAAUGUGAAACCACCCUGCAUCAAGGGUUUUCAGCAAGGGUGCGUACCAUCCUGUGGCGUGACAGCUCCUUUCUAGCCAGCAGCUGGGUCUCUGCUGAACGUAAAUCCCCACCAGGGUCUCCUGGAACCUCAAUUGUGAAUUUAACUUGCACCACAAACACUGCAGCAGGUAAUUAUACAAACUUAAAGUUAUACCAAGUUUCUCUUCAUUGCACCUGGCUUGCUGGAAAGGAUGCCCCUGAGGACACACAGUAUUUCCUCUAUUAUAGGUAUGGCGCUUGGACUGAAGAAUGUCGAGAAUACAACAAAGAUACCCUGAACAGGAACACUGCAUGCUGGUUCCCAAGGACUUUUAUCCAUAGCAAAGCACGUGGCAGGCUUGCAGUGCAUGUUAAUGGCUCCAGCAAGCACGCUACAAUCAAGCCCUUUGACCAGCUGUUUGAUAUACAAGCCAUUGAUCAACCAAAUCCUCCAAUGAAUGUCACAGCAGAGACUGAAGGAUCUCACCUUUCCAUUCAAUGGGAGAAACCAGUUUCUGCCUUUCCAAGCCAUUGCUUUGAGUAUGAAGUGAAAAUAUACAACACGAAUGGUUAUUAUCAGGUGGAAAAGACAACCACCAGUACAUUUAUCUCCACAACUGAUGGUGUUUCUAAGUACUCCAUUCAAGUGAGAGCAACCGUGAGCCCUCAGUGUAGAGCCAUGGGGCUAUGGAGCAAGUGGAGUCAACCUAUUCAUGUGGGAAAUGAGCAGCAGCCCAUGAGUGAAUGGCUUCUCAUCACGCUUACAGCAACCCUCUGCUUCGUCUCCCUAAUUUCCUUACUGCUCUGCAGAAUAUAUCGCUUAUGGCCCAAGUUGUUUCCGCCAGUACCAGCACCAAAAAGUAGCAUCAAAGAUCUCAUUGUGGCCACUAACUGGGAGAAAGCUGGUCCCAAUGAGACAGAAAUUGAAGCCAUAAGUUACAUAGAAGAGCCUGCAUUUGAAAUCUUGGAAAGUUCUGCGUUUUGA
Octodon degus (degu) is the source of this 1248-nucleotide messenger RNA. RefSeq names its product interleukin 5 receptor subunit alpha (gene Il5ra). The record is from RefSeq and is a predicted model, not a curated record. The coding region runs from base 1 to 1248 and encodes 415 amino acids. Gene Ontology annotation, biological process: cytokine-mediated signaling pathway; immunoglobulin mediated immune response. Gene Ontology annotation, cellular component: external side of plasma membrane; membrane. Lineage: Eukaryota; Metazoa; Chordata; Mammalia; Rodentia; Octodontidae. Gene Ontology annotation, molecular function: cytokine receptor activity; protein binding. The transcript is spliced from 10 exons.